Oncorhynchus keta (chum salmon) is the source of this 2374-nucleotide messenger RNA. It is a transcript of the gene anxa11a, whose product is annotated as annexin A11a. Gene Ontology annotation, molecular function: calcium ion binding; calcium-dependent phospholipid binding. Gene Ontology annotation, cellular component: cytoplasm. NCBI's taxonomy places the organism in Eukaryota, Metazoa, Chordata, Actinopteri, Salmoniformes, Salmonidae. Bases 190 to 1683 code for a protein of 497 amino acids. Gene Ontology annotation, biological process: cytokinetic process; phagocytosis. The record is from RefSeq and is a predicted model, not a curated record. The transcript is spliced from 15 exons.
UCACCUAACACGUCACUGUCAUACGUUUGUACAUUCAAUAGUGCACCACUGUGAAGUAAUUAGUGAGAGACUGAGUUGGAAAGUAUGAGGAGUCCCACCCACCUUCGUUAUAUACAUACAGAGGCUGAGCUUGAAAAAUAGACCAGCGCGGGCAGGGAGAGACGUCUAGCAAACCAAAAACCAUAAACCAUGAGUUAUCCAGGAUACCCCGCUCAAGCUGGUGGCUAUCCCCCUCAGCCGGGCGCCUACCCACCCCAAGCUGGAGGCUAUCCCCCUCAGCCAGGCGCCUACCCACCCCAAGCCGGAGGCUAUCCACCCCAGGCAGGUGGUUACCCCCCACAGGCUGGUGGUUACCCCCCUCAGGCUGGUGGCUAUCCACCACAGCCUGGAGCUGGAGGGUACCCAGCCAUACCCCCAGCAGAUAGUUGGGGAGGUGGUGCUGGUUUCCCUGCCUUUGGUCUUGAUAAUCUGUCCAACCCUGGAUUCAACGCAGGAAAUCUCCCAGCCAUGCCAGGAGGACAGAUGCCCCAGCCUCAAGGCCCAGGCAUGGCCUAUCCAGGCCAGCCCAUGCCUGGCUACCCACGGGCACCCUCACCCAACCCCUCCAUGCCUGGUUACGGAGGAGGACCAGCGCCUAAUCAGCAAAUGCCAGUGUACCCUCAAGCCCCGUUGCCCAACCCGUCCAUGCCUGGAGGUGGAGCCAUUCCAGUCUCUCCUGCCAUCAAUAGAGGAUUCAGGGGAAGCAUCAAGGAUUAUCCGGGAGCAGACCCACUGAGAGAUGUGGAGGUUCUGAGGAAAGCCAUGAAGGGCUUUGGUACUGAUGAACAGGCCAUCAUAGACCUGCUAGGGAGUCGCUCAAACAUACAGCGUGUUCCCAUGCUCGCGGCCUUCAAAACUUCCUACGGAAAGGAUCUGGUUAAGGAUCUGAAGUCAGAACUGUCAGGGAACUUUGAGAAGCUGGUGCUAGCCAUGUUGAAGACCCCAGCCCAGCUUGAUGCAUAUGAACUCAAAGAUGCCAUUAAGGGUGCAGGGACAGACGAGGCUUGUCUGAUAGAGAUCCUGUCCUCUCGCUCCAACGCAGAGAUCAGAGAGAUCAACAUGGUCUACAAGACAGAGAAUAAGAAGUCACUGGAAGAUGCCAUCAGUGGGGACACCUCAGGACACUUCCGUAGACUCCUCAUCUCUCUGGCCCAGGGUAAUCGAGAUGAAAGAGAGACAGUGGACAUCUCUGUAGCCAAACAAGAUGCCCAGGCUCUGUAUGCUGCUGGAGAGAACAAGGUGGGAACAGAUGAGUCCAAGUUCAAUGCCAUCCUGUGUGCCAGGAGCAAACCCCACCUCAGAGCAGUGUUCCAUGAGUAUCAGCAGAUGUGUGGCAGAGACCUAGAGAAGAGCAUCGACAGAGAAAUGUCUGGGGACCUGGAGAGUGGAAUGGUGGCCGUGGUCAAGUGUAUUAAGAACACACCCGCCUACUUUGCUGAGAGACUUUACAAGGCCAUGAAGGGGGCCGGGACCAAGGACAAAACCCUGAUUCGGAUAAUGGUGACCCGUUCUGAGGUGGACAUGUUGGAUAUCCGUCAGGAAUACGUCAAGACAUAUGGCAAGUCGCUCUACACAGACAUCUCUGGAGACACUUCAGGGGACUAUAAGAAACUGCUGUUAAAGCUGUGUGGAGGGAGCGACUAGAGGAACCAUGUCAGCUUUCUUUACAGGAUGUCCCCCACACUACAUCUCCAAUGUUUACAUAUAUAGCCAUUUUUUACUGACUAGCCUAUAAUAGUAUAUAUAUAUAUAUAUCUAUCUAUGCAUGCACCACAGUCAGCAAUACUGCAUGCCAUGCCAUCCAUUUUCUUCAUUGCAACUUUUAGCACGUUAUGAUAUGAGAAUCUCCAAUCAUAAAAGCUGUUCCUUUUCUAUAUUUUGUAUGAGCAAGAAAGUAUAUGUUUUUCCAUAAGUGUAAUAUCAGUGCUGGAUAUUAUAACUUAGUCAGGGUAAAAAUGCCCUAAAGGUGCAACGUGCAACUUUGAUUAGAAUUGAAAUUUAAAUCAAUAUAUAUUUUAUUUUUUCAAGCCUGUGCCAAUAUUAUGCAUAUCUAAUUGUAAAUGUUAACUAAGUAGUAAUUGGUUUAGUUAAAAUGUUAAAUACAUGACUCUGAAGUCAGAAUACUUAGCAGCUAAAGAACCAAAGUGUUCGGUUUAUAUUUGUGUUUAUAUGGUGUGUGUGUACACUAUCAUUGUGUUUUUUUGUCUGCUGUUUGCAACAAUCUCUUUGAGCAUAUCUGUCAAUCUAACUUCUAACUAAAAUCUCAUUGCAUCACAUUUCAGUAACAGUGCUCUGAUUUUAAUAUUACAUCUGAAAAUAAAUGUUGAGAAACACC